CCUUCCUCGUUCUCUUGCUUUUUACAAGCCAAAGGUUUUGUAAAUUGUUCAAACGUACCAACUAUUUUUAAAGCGAGCACUACGUUUCGUGUCAAUUAACGACUUAAAAAAUGCGUUACGUGGCCGCUUAUUUGCUUGCCGUUCUCGGUGGUAACAAGAACCCCUCUGCAUCAGACAUUAAAGAUAUUCUCGGGAGUGUGGCAAUUGACGUUGAYGACGAAMGACUKGACAGAGUCAUCUCUGAAUUGUCAGGCAAAGAUGUCAACGAGGUCAUCGAAGCAGGAAAAGAAAAGCUUGCAACCAUUCCCACUGGUGGUGGAGCUGUAGCAGCUUCUGGAGGCAGCGGAGGAGGAGCUGCAGCUGCAGAGGAGACCAAGGAAGAGAAGAAAGAGGAGAAGAAAGAAGACUCCGAGUCAUCAGAUGAAGACAUGGGCUUUGGACUGUUUGACUAACUCUUCUAAUUCUGCAAUAAAGUGUUCUUGUACACAAUUAA
Molecule: messenger RNA, 493 nt
Organism: Exaiptasia diaphana
Lineage: Eukaryota; Metazoa; Cnidaria; Anthozoa; Actiniaria; Aiptasiidae
Product: 60S acidic ribosomal protein P2
Exons: 3
Coding region: 111-452 (113 amino acids)
Biological process (GO): cytoplasmic translational elongation
Cellular component (GO): cytosolic large ribosomal subunit; ribosome
Molecular function (GO): structural constituent of ribosome
Source: RefSeq, a predicted model, not a curated record